CCUAUCGACUCCAUGUUUAAACUAAGCAACGCGCCAUUUUCGUUGUUGUUUACGUUUGUGUGCGAAACAACUGCAAAAGGACGACGCGGAAUGGACAAAAGCGGCGGCAGCUUGGGCAAUGGCAGCUCCAUGGACCAGAACUCUCUGGGAAUUUUGAACAUGGACAAUCUCAAGGUCUUCGGUGACCUUUCCAGCUUUAGCAAGAGCCCACGCAGGAGCCCGGCCAGCCGGGAGACGUCCGGAGUCCACGAGCGUUUGCGUGCAGAGCGCAUGCGCGCCUUGGAGACUUUGGAAAAGCCCCGACCAUUGCGCCCCAGUCAAGCCAAGGCGAACUCUGCUGCUCCGGCAGAUGUGCCUCGAACAGCACGUCCCAGCCAAGCAAAGGCGGCCUCCAUUGGCAUGAAACCACGCUCCAGCACGAAUAUCUCGGAGAUGGUUACGGAUGAGACCAUCGAUCUGAACAGCAGCGGCUCCUUUGCUCUGGUUACGCCCGCCCAGAAGGGCACCAAUAUCUCCUUUGAGCCCGCCGAGAUCACCGGCAGGUCGACGCUCUGCCAGGGCGAGAAACAGCGCCGCAGGGCAGAGAAGCCCUCGCUUUCUGUAGCCGAGAUACUCAAGUCCUCGUUUGUGGAGAAGGCUCGGCUGCUGGAGAAGAAGCUGCAGGAUACCAGUCAGCUGGAGGCCAGCUAUCAUCUAUCGCGGGUGAAUUCCAGCAGCCUCACCGACUCCUUUAACUGCUCGCGCAGCUUACCUCGCACUGCGGAUAUGAGUGACCUCAGUUUGAACGGCGGCGGCGGAUUCUCCUUUGGCUCUGUAUCAGCGGCAGGCGCUGGUCAAGGCCUUCAGCUGGACGAGAGCUUUGCGCCCGCUGAGCUGAUGCAGUCUAAGCUAGUGCUGGGCGAGAUCUCCUGGGCGCAGGAGUUCACCGCCAUGCCGACGGCCACAAUGAGCACGCAGGCGAUGCAGAAGAUAGCUGCCCCGCCGCCCACAUCGGACAUAGAGACCUCCGUGUCCAACUCGGUUUUGGCCGGUGAUCCGGACUUCUCGUUGGGCAACUACUUCCAGACGCGCUCAGAGAAUAUCUGGAACAUUGUCAACAAUGAUAGCCCCGAUAGGUCGCGCCCUGCUCCUCCCUUAAUGGAACAGAAUCGCAAUCAGUCGCUCGACAACGUCGGCUUGAAGACACCGCAGCCGGACAACAAGACGUACACCAAGGCGGAGGCCACUGCGGACUCCAAUCUGGGGCGCAACCUGAUGCGUAAGAUGCAGCAAGAUCGUAUUCAAACUGCAAUGCAGGCGGAGACCAGGCGUCCGCCCUCAAGCUCCGAGAUCCUGAGUCUCUCGGCCAUUGACAAAGCUCUACGGGAUCUCGAUGUCAAUUCAGACACAUCCACUGUGGAUGUGGUGAACCGGCUGUGGGAGCACGGUCGUGGUAAUCCUUACGAGGAGGAAGGCGAAGAUGAGAACAAGGAGAACCAGGAGAACCGCACCUUGUGCGGCUCCAGCACUAAACACACUGACACCAUGAGCUUCACAGAUUCCGUGCUGAACUCGACGGACUUCCGCCACCUGCAGCAGAGCAUCUCCCGCAAGCCGCUCAGCCCGCUGGCGGACCAGCCGCAAAUCACCAUCAGUCGUGCCGAUACCGAUCCCGUGGAAGCCGAGGCGGACAUCGAUGAGUGGCCCUCGACUCCGAUUAAGAAUCCAAAUCGGCGAGUAAAACGCACCAAAAUCUCGCCCAGAACUGCUAGUCCGGCGAGCAGCGAUGGAGUUCGUCCGUUGACCGGCACCGAAGACGAAACCGAGGACGAUGACAAAACGCCAGUGAACCCGAAGAGGGUCUCGAUCGUGGCAGCGGGUCUGCUACCCCGCAAACCAAACUCCCUAAGCAGCACCCGCCUGGAUGGAUGCGAUGCAGCGGUGGCCUCUACCACCGAUCGCGAGUUUGGCAUAUCGCCAAAUCUGGCCAAGAACCUCUCACCCAUGUCCUCGCCUCGCAGUUGUCUCUCCUCGCCGCUGCUGGACAGCACCACCUGUUCCGAGCGCCGCCAGUUAACAAGCGGAGCUGCCCGCAAAGCCAACUCCUCGCCGGCGGGGAGCGAGGCCAGUUCCACUGUCAGCGGUUAUACAACCGGCGGAAGGCGAGGACCGGGGGGUUCGGCUACUACUAUUCCACGCAGCCUGUCACGCUCCUCCAACUCCAGCGAGUUCAGCCACCGGGAUGGGAAGCUACUGCCGCUGAAGGUGACGCAUACCAGCCUGUGCUGGGGCAGCACCAAACUGCGUACGGACAUGCGCAAGUCCAUGCAGGUGAAGAAUACGGCGGACAAGCGCCUGGUCAUCCGUCUGGGCAUCCAGGGACCCGGCUUUCAGCUUGUGGGCGGCGACAGCAGCACCAUCACUCUGCAGGCCAUGGAAUGCCGCUCGGUGAUGAUCAAUUUCUGUCCCACUGUUUGCGGAGCAGCCAUUGGAGCAUUGUCCUUUUAUGCUCCGCUUGGAUCGCAAACCAGCAGCAGUCAGCCGGCUUUGGAGAUACCUCUCUACGGCUACGGAGGCAGUGCGUCCAUUGCCAUACAGGGUCUGCUCAAGGGUCCCGUGGGUGCAAGCUUCCUCACAAUUGGCGAUGUCUGCGACCUGUCCGCCGGACCGCUGACCGCCAGCUUGCGGUUCCAAAACAAGGGGCCGCUGACCGCUUUCGUGGGCAUUUCUGUGGACUCCACCGUGCUGAUGAAGCUGCGUCUGAGCGAGGCCUUUGAGGUUCGGCCCAGCCGCAUGAUUCUACCGCCAAACAGCGAGGCCAACAUCCAGAUCGUCUUCCGGCCGAAUCGCGAGGACAUGAAGAACAUACUGAAGAAGACCGCCCAGGUGCUGACGUUGGCCAACAUGCGCAUCUUCUGCGGCGAUGAGCCGAACAGACAGCGCAUGCGCAACUUGGUCCAGCGGAUGAGUGGGCGGCAGCGCGAAAAGCUCACCUCACCGAUGUUGGACAGCAUUUGGAGCAGCUUUCCCGAAGAGCAGGCAGUCCGAAAUAUUGGAAUGCUCAACGAGCCGCCAGAAUUCAUACUCGAUCUGGUUACCGUGGUGAGGAUCAUCGAUGUGGCACUCACCCUGAAUCGAGAUUUCGACGAGUCGGCCGAGAACUCGCUGCUGUUUCUGCCCGAGGCUGAUGAGACUGUUCUAUUCCGGACCAUCUGUGCCGCCAAUUCGCCAACGCCCACGCAGAGCCAUCUCCUGGACCCAGUGGACGAGCUGUUGGAGGCGGACACCACCACCAUUAUGCCCAUGGAUCGCAACUGGUCCGUGCAGCCCGCUUCGUUGGAGUUGGGUAGCGGCGACGUUUCAGUGGCCACUCUGUCGGUGACCAACAGUUUCAGCUCCCGCCAGCUCAUCGAGAUUAACUGCAAUGUCCCGGAUUUGGUGCGGAUCAAUCCCAGCGAAUGCUAUGUAGCACCGGAUGGCGGACAGGCGGAGAUCGAGGUGCGGCUGCUGCGCUCGCCCAGACGCCCAGACGUGCUGGUGAAGGAACCACUUAUCACCGUGUCCAUGGAGAACGAGCGCAUCAAUGUUCCAGUUAGCUUUAAGUUUUGAAUAUUUGUGCCUAUUUGCGCUUAAUGCGUUUGCUCUUUUGUAGUUGUAUUGUUCAAAGAGAAAUGUAAUUGAAGAAUAAGGAAAAGUCUUAAAUAAAUAUUACCCUUGCAUGUUUAUCAUUAA
This is a messenger RNA of Drosophila kikkawai, 3711 nucleotides long. RefSeq names its product spindle defective 2 (gene spd-2). NCBI's taxonomy places the organism in Eukaryota, Metazoa, Arthropoda, Insecta, Diptera, Drosophilidae. The record is from RefSeq and is a predicted model, not a curated record. Gene Ontology annotation, molecular function: ADP-ribose diphosphatase activity.